Molecule: messenger RNA, 2115 nt
Organism: Closterium sp. Yama58-4
Lineage: Eukaryota; Viridiplantae; Streptophyta; Zygnematophyceae; Desmidiales; Closteriaceae
Source: the annotation of a GenBank genome assembly
AUGAGUUGUUUUCAGCCCAGUCAGUGUCACGUGAAUGUGCGUGUGUUUUCACGUGACAAUCCCACCCACCUGUUGCCUUUCCCUCCCACCCACCUCGUCAUAGCAUCCACGUCCACCCCACCAUCCUUCCUUUCCCACCGCGCCGUCCUCUCUCCCUCCCACCCACCCUCGCCUCCCACCCGCCCUCGCCUCUCCUUCCUACCCGCCGUCGCCGCUCCCUCCUCCCGCCGUCGCCGCUCCCUCCCACCUCGUCGUCGCCUCUCCCUCCGCCGUCGCCUCUCCCUCCGCCGUCGCCUCUCCCUCCGCCGUCGCCUCGCCCUCCCCAUCGUCUCCUCCGAUACUCCCCAUCCCGUCGCCUCCGCUCCCUCCCAUCCCGUCGCCUCCGCUCCCUCCCAUCCCGUCGCCUCCGCUCCCUCCCAUCCCGUCGCCUCCGCUCCCUCCCAUCCCGUCGCCUCCGCUCCCUCCCGUCCCGUCGCCUCCGCUCCCUCCCAUCCCGUCGCCUCCGCUCCCUCCCAUCCCGUCGCCUCCGCUCCCUCCCAUCCCGUCGCCUCCGCUCCCUCCCAUCCCGUCGCCUCCGCUCCCUCCCAUCCCGUCGCCUCCGCUCCCUCCCAUCCCGUCGCCUCCGCUCCCUCCCAUCCCGUCGCCUCCGCUCCCUCCCAUCCCGUCGCCUCCGCUCCCUCCCAUCCCCUCGCCUCCGCUCCCUCCCAUCCCCUCGCCUCCGCUCCCUCCCAUCCCCUCGCCUCCGCUUCCUCCCAUCCCGCCGUCGUCCCCUCCCACCCCGCCGUCGCCUCUCUCACCUACCCCGCCGUCGCCACUCCCUCCCAUCCCGCUACCGCUUCUCCCUCUCAUCCCGCCGCUGUCUCUCCCUCCCAUCCUGCUUCGCCACUCUCUCUCAUCCCGCCGUCGCCACUCCCUCCCAUCCUGCCGACGUUUGAGAGCACGGAUAAGGAUGGUGCGCGAACGAGAGCUGGUGCGCUAGCGCGGGUUGGUCUUCGAGGCACCGUCAUUAGCAGGGAGUGUCAGCUGCAUUAUCUGUUUUUGCUUUCUUGUCCAGGGAAUCAUUCAAGAUUGCGCACAACCUGGCGUGGCGGGAUGGCUUCCGCUGUUCCUUGUGAACCAGCGCAUCCCGAUCCUUCCGCUCCCUCUCACUGCCUCCCUGAUGCCUCAUCGCCGCAUGUUUCCGUCACUCCCGCUGAUCCCGCUGACUCCGCCACCCCCGCGGUGUCGUCAAGGCGUUCCGACCCUUCCGCCCCUUGCGCGCGCCUUUCCCGCAAGGAGCGGCGGCGCGCGGCGAAGAAGGCGCACAGACAGCAACAACGACGGGAGCGCGCGAUCGCUGCAGCGGAAGUCCUUGCGCGGGAGGAGGAGGAGCGGGAGGGACGGGCGGAAACGGACAGCGCAGAGCGAUGGGCGCGGAUAGAGGAGGAGAGGCGGCGGAGGGAGGCGGAAGACGAGGAGAGGAGGGCGCGGGAGGAGGGCGAGCGACGAUGGCUGGCGCGAGAGAGGGAGAUCGAGGAGGAGAAGAAACGGAUGGAGGAGAGACGCAGGUGGAAAGAGGAAGCAGCAGCUGCUGCCGCGGCAGCAGUGGCAGGCGCAACGGCAGCAGGGCAGGAGGACAAACGCGCAGGCUCGCAGCAGACGACUGAGGAGGCUGAGAAGAACGAGGAAGAGGAAGAGGAGCAGGAGGAGGUGGAGGUGGAGGUGGAGGUGGGGGGCGUGCCGGACAUAGUGUGGGAGGGCGACGACAUCAUCGUGCGCAAGAGGCGCGUCAAGAUGCGCCGCCGCAAGGGCCACUGCCUGCCAGGGGAGGUGCCCGGCACUGCUGUGCGCGUGUGCGUGGCAGCAGCAGUGCCAGCAGUGCCAGCAGGGGCAGCAGGGGCAGCGGGUGCAGACGGUAGCAGUGGCGCAGAGGGGGGUUCGAGUGUGACGCGCGCAGCAGGGGAUGCUGGCACGGUAUGGCCACUCCACUCGCUUGCUAGUGGAUGCUUGCUUGGGUUGACAUGCAGAGAGGGAGAGGGAGGGUGCUGGGAGAGUAUGGCACAAGGCACUUGUUUGGUCAUGGUUUGGUCUGGUUCUGGUUUGGGCGAGUAUCGAGAUGAUAGGGGUGUGAUGUGA